GAUCUCCUUCUGUAUUGCAUAUCCACGUUACCUGCUAGCUGCUAUAUAGGACUCAGAGUGAGACACUCAAGUCAGCAGGACUGGCUCCUCCGACCAUUAUCACGUCCUCGCUUCCGACAUUGAAGAGCACACAUAAUGUCCGUGCUACAUCCUCCACAGAAGAAAGGCAGCUUCUCGGUGACAGGCAUCGUUCUGACUACCAUCAGCGUUGCCGCCGUCCUCACGGCAGCAAUCGCCCUCUACGUCCGCUAUCGUCGCAUCCAACGAGCCUCGUCGGCGCAAAGCCCUCGGUCAUCACAGCAGCCUAGGGAGUCUCGCUUCAAGAGCCUGUGGAUCCUUGCUGCCCGCCAUAGGAAAGGCAACCCUGCAGUCUUUUCCGAGACGAAACAAAGGCCUACAGAAGGCAGCCGAGCGCAUUCGCGUGGUCAGAGCUACGCCACGACAUCGAGCAAGGGAGACGACAUCGAGCUGGAUAUCAGCGACGUGCAAUGGACCCAAAGCCCGCACUGGAUUCAGCCGCCGACACUUGAGCGGCAGCAGACCGCACUAUCGAUCUCCGUCGAGCACCUCGGUCAAGUUGACGCACGCGUAGGGGCCGACGCUACACCAGCACAAUACCAAUCGAUGUCUAGAUCGCCCAAUCUCUCACUUUCGAGGGCAGAACCCACAUCACACCUAGCACCCAGCUCCUAUCCUCAGAGACCUCCCCUCGUCAACAACCACAGCACGGCCGGCUCCACACUCAGCAUCCCACGAAUCGUCAUCGGCGGCUCUCCCAUGCCGAGUCCCACUCACUCCGCCUUCCCCGCGAAUGGUCUUCGUCGGCCAGGCACGCUCAGCCGUCAUGGCUCCGAAGCACCUUCCUUGGCCGACUCUGUCCCGCGGACGGUGACACCGACGGAGGAAAUUGACGAGGACAUGAUGCUGACGGGCUCGGCAUAGCUAGUGGAUCGCAUCAGAGUGCUCUUUCGCUGAUCUGCUGGCCGGAUCUCGCGAGGUGCCCCCUCAGUCUAUACCUCUCCCAACAAUUUCCUUCUUGAACGGGACCCAUCAUUCUGAACACUCAUUA
Messenger RNA from Microstroma glucosiphilum, 1069 nucleotides. RefSeq lists its product as hypothetical. NCBI's taxonomy places the organism in Eukaryota, Fungi, Basidiomycota, Exobasidiomycetes, Microstromatales, Microstromataceae. Bases 136 to 942 code for a protein of 268 amino acids. The record is from RefSeq and is a predicted model, not a curated record. The transcript has a single exon.